Pungitius pungitius (ninespine stickleback) is the source of this 1936-nucleotide messenger RNA. Its product is annotated as HERV-H LTR-associating protein 1. The record is from RefSeq and is a predicted model, not a curated record. The transcript is spliced from 16 exons. Lineage: Eukaryota; Metazoa; Chordata; Actinopteri; Perciformes; Gasterosteidae. Bases 23 to 1780 code for a protein of 585 amino acids.
AGAGCUCAGGAAGAGAGAGGAAAUGUCCUUUCGGGCGGGGGCCUCGAUGGCGGCCCGUGUGUCCCCCAGGCUCCGCCGGCUCCUCGGCGACGUCGUGGCGGAUUCCCAGAGGGCACCGCGGCGGCCUCGCCUGCGUCCCGCCGUGGGCGUCUGCACGGUGGUGCUGCUGGUCCUCUUCAGCCAAGCCCUGAGAGACGGACGGCGAGACGGGAGACACAGAAGAGACGUCCUGGACUCCACAGAAACCCCAGCGGAGCACAUCGACCCGGCUGCCAUCGACCUCACCUCCCUGGUCAAUACUCUGGUGAACACGAGCCAAUCGGGCUCCCGGCAGCUCUUCUCCCUCCUCAGCGUGACGUCCUACAGCUCUCUGGCUCUGCAUAAGCUCACCCUGCUGGUCUACAACAUUUCAAGCAUUAGAAGCCUGGAGAGCAACAAGUUCAGGAGAAGGUUCUGCUACUGUGUCACCAACGAGACCAACGACCUCACAGACUUCACGGCCAUCCUGCUGGACGUGAUGGGAAACUCCACCAGUUACUUUCAAGAGCUUUUUAAAUCUGCCUCCAUAUUAUCAGUAAGCCAGAGGAACCAUUCGGACUGUAUCUACAUCUGUGUGAUGGCAGGUAAGACGGGCAGAGAGGUGCCCGGGCUGUGGGAGGUGGGCUCCAUCACACCGCUCUUCAACCAGACCAUCGUGGAGGGACCCCACAGAGUAGGCAACGUGUCCUCCUUCAGGCUCCCCGUCAGAUGGAUCGAGCUGCCCUCCAAUGGGACUCAAACAUCACCGUCUGGGAUGAGCUCCAGCCGAGUGCACUUCACCGCACACGUUUCACCAGCUGCUCCGUCAGAGAAAGAAAAGACCAGCGACCAGCAGCCAGCGACCUUCACGCCUCGAGGUCAAACCACGGCAUCAACACCACAGAGAGCUACGGGAGAAGGGGCCAUCUCUCAGACAAUCACAGCAACCCCACCCACCUCCACACUGAGGGUCACCACUGCCUCUGAAGCUGCAGCCCUAACCCAGGAUGGACAGAGCUUCACCAUCCACAGUCGGAGCUCCACCAACGACAGUGGGAGCUCCACCGACCACAGAUGGCGCUCCUCCUACCACAAUGCCCACUCCACCAACCACAUACUAGCUACAUCUACCAUAGAGAGAGCUCCAUCUAUCACAGUACUAGCUACAUCUACCAUAGAGAGAGCUCCAUCUAUCACAGUACCAACCACAUCUACCAUAGAGAGAGCUCCAUCUACUACAGGCACAACCCAACUGGCCACAGCUUCAACAGAACCCAAAUCACCAGUUUUUAGUCCGACCCAGUUAAUCACAUCUACACACCAGAAAAGUACAACCACCCACAGAUCUUCUUCUACAGUUCGUCACACGAGACCUUCCCCCGACCUUCCCUCAGCUGACGCUAUGGUGGAUGGAAGGACUAAAGGAUCUCCAAGCAGGAUCACUACACCCAGCAAGUCUGGCGCGACACAAAAACCAGGUUGUCCGUGGAGGAGGCCCGAGCUGACCGACACCUCCUCCACCUCCUCCACCUCCACAGUCAGCGCUCACAAGCUGCAGCCCUGCGUCCUGGAGCUCUGCAAGUUCUUCUCUCAGUGCCUCUGCAGACCCUCGGGCCACAGGACGCGCAUGAAAAGGUACUGCGAGGACAGCCACCUGUGGUACGAGGAGCACACGCUGGAGGUGUGCCGGCGGGUCCGCAGAGUCUCCUUCUCCAGAAAUCUGAAGCAGAGAUGCCUGACGAAGAUGUGCAGCAAACUGUGACGGAGGAGAAACAAGGAGCUCUUCAUCGCCACAGGACGUGGACCUUCUGCAGCGUGUGGAGGACACAUGAAUGUGGACUGUUCAGCGUGAAUGUUGUGUAAUCUGAGCAGUGAUGUGAUGCUAGUUUUUAGGGCCAAAGACGACCAGAUGUUCCAU